Molecule: messenger RNA, 546 nt
Organism: Dendrobium catenatum
Lineage: Eukaryota; Viridiplantae; Streptophyta; Magnoliopsida; Asparagales; Orchidaceae
Product: 60S ribosomal protein L19-1-like
Exons: 2
Coding region: 1-546 (181 amino acids)
Biological process (GO): translation
Cellular component (GO): cytosolic large ribosomal subunit; ribosome
Molecular function (GO): RNA binding; structural constituent of ribosome
Source: RefSeq, a predicted model, not a curated record
AUGGCGGCCUCUCUUAAGCUGCACAAACGGCUGGCCGCAAGCCUUCUCAACUGCGGCAAAGGCAAAAUCUGGCUCGAUCCCAAAGAACUUAACCACAUCUCCUUCGCCAACUCUCGCCAAAAUAUCAGAAAACUUGUUCAUGAAGGUUUCAUUAUCAAGAAACCAGAGAAGAUUCACUCAAGAUCUCGGUCCAGACGCUUCGCAGAGGCCAAGCGCAAGGGAAGACAUUCUGGAUAUGGUAAGAGAAAGGGUACCAUGGAAGCCAGACUCCCCACCAAGGUCUUGUGGAUGAGGAAGAUGAGAGUACUCAGGCGUUUGUUGAAGAAAUACAGAGAGAAUAAUAAAAUUGAUAAGCAUGUUUAUCAUGAUAUGAAACAAAUUCCGACGGCCUUUUACCGGCGGUUUAUUUUUGCGGCGGUUUUCCGGCGGCCAAUACCGCCGGUGACCACCGGAAUUUUAACCGUCGGUUUGCCGGCGGUUAGGCCGCCGGUAUUUAAACCGCCGGUAAGCCGCCGGUCACAUUACCGACGGUUUUCCGGCGGUUAA